Messenger RNA from Haemonchus placei, 165 nucleotides. NCBI's taxonomy places the organism in Eukaryota, Metazoa, Nematoda, Chromadorea, Rhabditida, Trichostrongylidae. The record is from the annotation of a GenBank genome assembly.
CUCGACUCUAACAGGCACAGAGGCGGCCUCAAUACAGGAAGGUUCGCAAGCAGGUUGGCAUGCUGCGACACACUGCACUGGCGGUUUCGUGACUGGCGUAGUGCUCUCUGUGCAAACUGCUGUGCACUGACUGUGACAAAGGUUACCACAGUGAUCUUGCGGUAG